GCAGCCUCAUGUGGGCAUCAGUAUCUGUUUACCCAUCAUUGCAACAACACAGGAACAGUCAUAGGCACAAUAAUGAAUUUGAUCGUAAUAGCCGCCGUGAUAGCGGUUUGCGGUGCUGCAAAGCUCGACCGCACGUACCUCCCACCAGCAUCAGCGAAGACCGCUGGAGGAAGCCCAGGUUCCCUUCAGACUCCUUUCUCUGGCAACUCCUUCAACAACGGCCUUGGAGGCCUUCCGAAAGGAAGCUUCGAGAAUGACUUCCAAGGAGUAGUCGUUGAUGCAGCAGUCGCAGGCACCAGGGGUUCGGAAUCCUUUGGGACCGGUCUUGGAGCUCCAAGGAUCUCGUACGGCUCAACGAAUUCUAAAGUAGGUGAUGCUGCGUUCAAAACUGGGCCAGCUGCGUUCCGCCAACCCGAUUCUGAUGGGCAGACUGCUAAUUACCAAGGAUCUCAGCAAUCUUCAGCCUCGAACUUCCAAGGUUCUCUGGAGCCCUCAGGUCCUGAACGCCCAAGAGCCGCUUUAGACCGCGCUGCAAGCAUCCUGAGGUACGAAAGCGAAGUCGGACCUGAGAAUUUCCACUACGCCUUUGAGACUGACAAUGGGAUUAUCGCUGAAGAGAAUGGAGUAGCCACUAAUGGAAUCCAGGCUCAGGGAGGGUUUUCUUACACUGGUGAUGAUGGCCAGGUUUACAGCGUGUCGUAUACUGCUGACGAGGGAGGGUACCAGCCUAAAGGGGACCACCUGCCUACUCCCCCUCCUAUUCCCGAAGAGAUCUUGAAGUCUUUGGAGCAGAACGCUCGGGAAGAAGCAGCUGGGCUUGUCGAUGAUGGCUCGUAUGACGCGCAGAAGUACAAUGUGGGAAGCGAUUACACUGAGAAUGACAGCACAAAUGGCAAAUAUACCCAUCAGUCUUCCAAAUUUGGCGGCUCUGACGCGGAUGCGACAGCUAGCGGUACUUUCAUCAGUCAGAACAACCAGCAGUUUGAGAAACUUACCGGUGGACAAGCCGCCUUCAAUGCCCAGGACGGACAAGGGUCAAGUUUGACUGGCCAGAAUGGCCGACCUUCUCUAGGGAAUAGAUUUUCUGGACAAGCAGCCUUUGGAUCUGCCUCCGAUGGUGCUUUGAAUGAACAAUCGGGACAGUCUGCGAAUGCUGGAGAAUCAGGUCAAGAUGACAAGGCUUCGGCUGCGAAUCAAGGUUCAUCUUCAUUCUCUGGACAAGCAACGUUUGGAUCGCGCUUUAAUAGUGCUUCAAAACGCCCAAGCUCUCACGUUCAAUCAGGACCAUCUUCAAACGGACUUUCUGGGCAAUCGACUCAAAUUAACAUAGACUCGGACUCCGACCAAAGUUCCUUUGGGCAGAGUGGUUUUGGUUCUAGCAGUGCUUCUAAAGGACAGUCUUCAAGCGGACUUGCUGGACAAUCAGGCCAAAUUAAUGCUGCAUCAGGCUCAAACCAAGGUUCAUCAUCCGCACAAGGUGCGUUUGGUUUCGGAUCUAACGGUUCUAAAAGACCCAGUUUCACUUCGCAAUCUCAGCAGUCUCAAUUUAUUGGACAAUCAACUCAAGAAGAUGCUGCUUCAGGACAGUUUGAACAAGACAACUCUGGCUCGGCUCAAGGACAAAUCAACGCUUUUGGAUCCACAUCGGCACAAAAUGGUGCCUUUAGCCAAGGAAGUGGUUUUGGAAACAGGAAUGAAUACUUGCCUCCGAUAAACAAGCCUCAAAAUGGUAGACCUCAGUCUAAUAGGCCUCAAGCUAACAGGCCCCAAGGUGGAAAUCCCCAGACCUCUUUGGUUAGUGCUGAUAGCUCAAAUCAGAGGGGCGAAGAACCAACUAGCGAAAAAGCUGCUGGCACCUUUGUACCUCUAGGUCAGCAAGACCUUCAAAACGAAAGUCGUCCUCAAGGAUCGUUGACAUCUUUUGGCAAACCAGCAGCUAAUGCAUUCUCCACUGAAAGUAAAUUCGGGUCCUCCAACCAAAACAAACCUUCUAAUGGACGUCGUCCUUCUCCUAACAGUAACGGUUUUGCUCAGGGACAAUCUAGUCAGUCUGGGAUAGGUGCUAGACCUAAUGAGUACCUGCCACCUACGUCUAACAACCAAAACGCCAAACCUCAAACUCAGCCCCAGAGACCUAGCAAGGGUGCUUCUCAGUUUAACCAACAAUACAACGCUCAGGCUUCGAGUAGUUUCCAGGCUCCUCAAGGUAGACCACAAAGCGUUUCUGGCCCAUUACCCACUGAAUCCAGCUUCGGAUCUCAGGCUCAACAAUCUAAUGGUUUUCAAAGACAGCCUUCAAGACCCGUUCAAAAUGGUAAUCGUUUCCCAUCCCGUUUCAGUGCUACCUCUGCUCAAUCCACUUCUGGUUUCGGACUCGAUGCUCAGAAGGCAACCUCACAACCUGAUACCGAAUUGACGACUCCUUUCGAGACUAGUAAUGAUGGCUCAAUCUCUCAGGCCAACAUGCAAUUUGGUACUUCCGCUUUUGCCUCCUCAAGUUCUAGUCCUCCCGGGCGCCCAACUCAGGCUACUUUUGCUAACCAAUUUAACAGCCAAAGUACUUCAGGUUCUCAAUUCAGCUCUCGUCCUCAAGGGCCUAGCUCCCGUCCGUUUGGCCAGGCCCAGACUCCAGUUUUCCCUAGUCAGUCGUCUCAAGGACAGUUCAAUCAAAAUGCUCAGUUUGGGCAGCAGCAACAACAGCCUCAGGUUUCAUUUGCUCAGAACAAUGACGCUCAAUUCUCACCUAGUACACCGAGACCGUCUUACUCUCAACAACCCCAAGGCCCUGAUGACUCUUAUUAUUAUAAUCAGCCAUCCAAACCUUUUGGUAUUCCACAGGGAUCCAGAUUUCCUAGUGCGCCAUCUAAUCAGUUUAAUAGGGUGACACAGCAACCUUCAUUCUCCCAAAGCGCUCAGGCAUCCAGUUCUUUCCAAAGUGUUCCUUCAACCGCUAUUCCCGUUAAUCAGUUCCAAGGAUCGACCAGGCAUCCCAGACCCCCUACUUUAGCGCCAACUGCUGCUUCUGCUCAAGCCCAAACCCAGUUUUCUGGUAAUUUCCAAGGAUCAACGAGACACCCUAGACCUCCUACACUGGCACCCACUGCUCCAUCUGCAUCACAGUUUCAAGGAGCUAUUAAUGGAGUAACUCAAGCUUCAAUCUCACCUUUCCCUUCGCAAACUCCUACACAAGCUACUCAGUUCAAUGCUCAGGCACAGUUUGGAUCCCGUCCUAACUUCCAACAGUCGCAGUUUAGUCAGACUUCCCAAUCUAACUCUCCCUUCAGCCAAAAGCCUACUCAACCUUCGUUUGGACAGCAGCCUUCCACCAUGCCGGCUUUCCCUCAGAGUUUUGGAGGCAACAAUAAGUUCCAAAGCCAAUCCCAAGCGUCAGUGAACCAGAAAGAGCCACAAACCGAUGAUUCGGAGAAGCCCGUUGCUUCACCGCAGUAUUCUGGUGAAAUCUACGAAUACAACAAGCCCGCUCAGACUCUUCCUUCACCUGACAGCACACCUGCAUCUUCUACUGGACAAAAAGUUCAGAUUCAAAGCCAGUUUGGUAGCCAGCCCUCUCGACCCCAGUUUGGACAGACAAGCGAUGAAGAAGAUCAGAGACCGGCAUCGCAGUUUAAUGUUCAGUCUACAGCUCAAGUUCAAGGUGCCCGGCCUCAAUUUGGUGGUCAACCCAAACCGCAAUUUGGCCAGAACACUCAGUCUCAAAGCAACUUUGCUGCUCAGUCGCAACAGUCGACAGAUGAUAAUAAGCCCUUCGGUGCUUUAGCCCAGAGCCAGAGUACAUUUGGAGUUCAAAGCCCUCAACAGGGAUCCCGUCCUCAAUUCGGUGCUCAGCCUUCCAGGCCUCAAUUUGGCCAGACUCAAAACCAGAACAGAUUUGGUGCUCAGAGCCAGAGCUCUCAGCAACCAGAUGACGAGUCCCCUGAACCUAAUGCCCAACCUGCCUCGCAGGAGCCUAAUGCAGAGCCUGAGUCUCCUCAAGGACCUAAGAACCAGUUUGGGUUUGUUUCCCCUUGCUGUAAGCCACAGCCUUUCGGGCGCAGACCUCAGAAUCAACCGCAGGGUAGCCAGAACCAGUUUGAUCAGACUUCCUCUGCCGCUCAGAGCUUUAAACCUGAGACGAGUUUCUCAGGGAAAGGCGAAGAAUUCGAAGCAUCGCGACAGCCUCCGAGCUUCGACGAACAAACUGGAUAUCAUUAUUGAACACGUGCCAUAGUAUAAGUAAAACAGUGUAAAAUAAAAAGAACAUUAAUGAAAAUGCAAAAAAAAGUGUGAAGCAACCUAAUUUAUUGAUAAAGUUAUACGAAUGCGAAGUGAUAAAGCGUUUUGUAUGAUAAAAUGUAA
Pectinophora gossypiella (pink bollworm) is the source of this 4356-nucleotide messenger RNA. RefSeq names its product AT-rich interactive domain-containing protein 1A-like. NCBI's taxonomy places the organism in Eukaryota, Metazoa, Arthropoda, Insecta, Lepidoptera, Gelechiidae. The transcript has 3 exons. The coding region runs from base 73 to 4215 and encodes 1380 amino acids. The record is from RefSeq and is a predicted model, not a curated record.